Messenger RNA from Leptidea sinapis, 965 nucleotides. Its product is annotated as peroxiredoxin-2-like. The coding region runs from base 209 to 889 and encodes 226 amino acids. Gene Ontology annotation, cellular component: cytosol. Gene Ontology annotation, molecular function: thioredoxin peroxidase activity. Lineage: Eukaryota; Metazoa; Arthropoda; Insecta; Lepidoptera; Pieridae. The transcript is spliced from 7 exons. Gene Ontology annotation, biological process: cellular response to stress; cell redox homeostasis; hydrogen peroxide catabolic process. The record is from RefSeq and is a predicted model, not a curated record.
CGUAUAAAAUAUAGUGAUUUUAAUCUCUUUGAUUCGUAUUGGUCAUUGGAAUUUGUUAAAAUAUCUCUAGAUUGAUUAAAGAUAGAUUAUUAUAGUUUAAAUUUCAAAAUUCAAAUCUUGUAAGGAUUAAAAAAUACAAUAUUAUUGGAAAUCGCGAAUUAUUAGAGUUUUAUAUAUAUUAUUCUAAAAUAUAGCCUUCGCUUGCAAAAUGUCUUUUGUAAAGCACUUUGUAAGGCGGGUUGUCGCACCGGUUGUUUCCGUUACUAAAAAGUCGAAUUUCUCUACUACUGCAGCUGCCUUUGUACCGAGAGUGCAAAAACCAGCCCCAGAUUUUGCAGCAACAGCAGUUGUGAACGGAGAAUUCAAUCAACUAAAACUUGCAGACUUCUCUGGAAAAUAUGUUGUUCUUGUAUUCUAUCCUCUAGAUUUUACAUUUGUGUGCCCGACAGAACUAAUAGCAUACAGUGAGAGAGCGAAAGAUUUUGCUAGCAUUGAUUGUCAAGUACUUGGAGUAUCAACUGACUCGGAAUUUAGUCAUCUUGCAUGGAUUAAUACACCAAGAAAGGAUGGUGGCUUAGGAAAAUUGGACAUCCCCUUGUUAGCUGAUUAUAAGAAAAAAAUGUCACAGGAUUAUGAUGUACUGCUGGAUGAUGGUUUUGCACUGCGAGGUCUGUUCAUAAUCGACAGGAAUGGGAUAUUAAGGCACAUGUCAGUGAAUGACUUGCCUGUUGGACGAUCAGUCGAGGAAACACUCAGAUUGGUUAAAGCCUUCCAAUUUGCUGAUAAACAUGGCGAAGUGUGUCCUGCCAAUUGGAAUCCAGAAACAAACUCAGAUACAAUCAAACCAAGCCCACAGGAGAGUAAAGAAUACUUCAAGAAAGCUAAUUAAUUAUAAUGAUUUAGUGUAUACUGCAUAAUAAUGUAAAGGGAAAAAUGUAAUUUUAAAUAUAUAUUGCUAGAUAAUA